GGAAAGUUGAUGAAAGUUUGCUGACUUUCCCACCUAUAUAAAUUCAAACCCUUCUGUUUUCCUCAGGCAUUCUCUUGGUCUGCUGCUGUCCCACAACCAACUAUGAUCCUCCAGGUUGCUGCGCUCAGUGUCCUCUUCUGCUCCAUCCACAGUUUUACUAUACCGUCCUCUUUUGAAAAGAGUGAUGAGUACUCUGGCAACACCAUUGAGGAGGAGGAAUUUAGUGUCUCCACGCUGUUAGAGAAGGCCAAUGCUAAUGUUGGAAAGAACUUAGAUGAGCCUCUAGUGAUGUUUGGAGACAUAGCAAUGCCAACCGGUCUACAGAACGCUGAUCCCUGCACAGCACGAGGCUGCCUGUGGCCUAAAGCCACCGACGGCAACGUAUAUGUGCCUUUCGAAAUCUCCAGGCAGUUCUCCCAAAGAGAGCGCGAGACCAUCAUCCAAGGUCUGCAGUCAUUUGCAGAGUCCACCUGCAUCCGCUUCACCAGACGGAGUCGUCAGAGGGACUUUGUGGACAUCCAGUCUCGCUCAGGGUGUUACUCCUUUGUGGGGCGUCGCGGUAGUGGUCAGGUGGUGUCUUUGAGUCGCCAGGGCUGUGUUUUCCCUCAGAUCAUCCAACACGAGCUGCUCCACGCCCUGGGCUUCAACCAUGAACAGACGCGGUCCGACAGAGACGAGCACGUUCGCAUCUUGCUGCAGAACGUCAUUCCUGGAAUGGAGCACAAUUUCAGGAUAAUCCAAACAAGGAACCUUGGCACUCCCUAUGACUACAACUCCGUCAUGCACUAUGGAAGGUUCGCCUUCUCCAGUAACAGGCAGCCAACCAUCAUUCCAAUCCCCGACGGGAACGUAGCCAUUGGCAGGGCCACCCAGAUGAGUCCUAUUGACAUCCUUCGGGUGAACCGCCUUUAUGGCUGCAAUUCCACUGCUCCCAGACCUGACCUGGAACCUGUGCAAAGGGACCAUUUCCUCUAGAAAUUAAAGAACAGGAAAUCAGGAGGAGAUUUGGCAGACUGAUGCAACUUCUUAAUCUCCAAGCCAAACCAGAAAUGCAUCUUGUGCUAAUGAAUGUGCUUUUAUGAAAUCCCAAAUUUGAUUGAAUGGCCUUUUCUGCUGUCCCGAUGAGAAUUAAAAAGUGUAGAGUGACAUCAUCACAAAUGUACACUUAUAUAACUGCUUGUGAGCUUGACUGAAUACUCAUAAUGAAUAAAAUGCAUAUUAACAUA
Dicentrarchus labrax (European seabass) is the source of this 1226-nucleotide messenger RNA. Its product is annotated as hatching enzyme 1.2. Gene Ontology annotation, biological process: proteolysis. The record is from RefSeq and is a predicted model, not a curated record. Gene Ontology annotation, molecular function: zinc ion binding; metalloendopeptidase activity. Bases 103 to 975 code for a protein of 290 amino acids. Lineage: Eukaryota; Metazoa; Chordata; Actinopteri; Moronidae. The transcript has 10 exons.